Molecule: messenger RNA, 1416 nt
Organism: Heterostelium album PN500
Lineage: Eukaryota; Evosea; Eumycetozoa; Acytosteliales; Acytosteliaceae
Gene: sigM
Product: EGF-like domain-containing protein
Exons: 3
Coding region: 1-1416 (471 amino acids)
Source: RefSeq, a predicted model, not a curated record
AUGAAAUUAAUUAUUUUUACUUUAUUUGUGGCAUUACCAUGUUUGGUAUUGUCACAACAACAAAUUCAAUGUUCUGGCGAUUGGCAAUGUGGUAAUGUACCAUAUAGUGGUUGUCUCCAGGAUUUCAAUGUUUAUCCAGGUUUGGCAUUGAAUAGUGAUGGUUCCCAAUUGAUUAUGUUGGGUAAAUACAACAGCACUCAAGGUCCAUUCGGAGCUAGCAAGAUUGUCAGUCUCUCAACCGAUCUCACUGCCAAUGACACUGAGCCAGUGGUGAUGUUUGAUAUUGAAAAUGAGAUUCCAGCCGGUGGAGGUUUCUCCAUUGCAACCGACCUCUUUGCCUAUCUCAACUCAAAGAAUCUCACUUACCUUCGUGUUAACCAACGUUACUCACCGGCUUACGGUCCCUACGACAAGGACACCGGACGUUUCACCAAGAUCUGGGGAUACAAAGGUAGCUUGGCACUCGACCUCGAUGACAACAACACUGUGACCUACUACUGUGACUCUGCCAUUCGUCGUUACGCCAAGAUUCCAACCUCUCUCGAGGAAUUCAACCAAUCCGAUUCGGUAGUGAUGCUCGAUAAACAACGUUGUGACUUCCUCAGACACGCCGACGAUCGUAUCUACUUCCUCGAGAUGACCGGUAAUAACCUAUCAACCAUCUACUCCAUCCCAUUGAACUGCUCGAAUUGCACCGCCGAUUCCAGAACGACCGUAUUCAGUGUCAACUAUCUUGUUGACAACUUUGUCGUAACCAAAGAUUCCUUCUACCUCGGUGUCCACAUGCAUGACAAUCAGAAUAUUAGCGGUAUCUUUGAGAUUCCAAUCUCUGGUGCUCUCAAUGAAUCGAGAACCAUCUCCAACGUUACCAAUGUCCAAUCCUUGGUCGUAGAUGAAGCCAAACAAGUAUUGUACUACUCCACCAAGAGUAAUGAGGUAGUCGCAGCCAAUCUUACAUCCAACGCCACCGAACUAACCGUUCUCUACAACGCAACCGCUGCCGAUCCAAUCGGAAAGUGUGCCUGCGCCGAUGGAUUCACCGGAGACUCUUGUUUAACCUGUGAUGGCGUCACCAGAUGGAAUGAAGGUAUUCCACAAUGUGUUUCAUUAUUAGACAAUGGAUUACCAGUUACCUGUAUUCAAGAUUAUGAAUGUCUCUAUGUUCCAUAUAUCAUGUGUAACACUGGUAAUUGUACUUGUCGUGAAGGUUUCACCUAUCCAGAUUGUCACUGCGAAGGUUCAGUAUCAUGGGAUAAUGGUUUCCCAACAUGUCACGUAGGUUCAACUACUGGUACUCCAGCUACCACCGGUACACCAGCAACUACAGGUACACCAGCCACCACUGGUACACCUUCAACCACUGGUACUCCAUCUACUACCGGUACACCAUCUACUACAGAAAUAAGAAUUUUGUAA